Messenger RNA from Cyphellophora europaea CBS 101466, 519 nucleotides. RefSeq lists its product as uncharacterized. The record is from RefSeq and is a predicted model, not a curated record. Bases 1 to 519 code for a protein of 172 amino acids. The transcript has 2 exons. NCBI's taxonomy places the organism in Eukaryota, Fungi, Ascomycota, Eurotiomycetes, Chaetothyriales, Cyphellophoraceae.
AUGUCUACUCCGCAGCCUCAGAACCCCAGGUGGUCGCCGUCAAGUGCUAAGUACCGUCCUCCUCACAGCUUUCGCGCAGGCCGCCGCGGCAACGAUUCUUCCGCACGAGGAGGAAGUCAACGCAAUGCAACCGCGUCUCGGGAUGGCACUCCAGGUUCGCAGCAGAACAGAAGAGGAGGAGGAUUCAAGCAGCAAAAUCAUAAUGUGAACCGAUCUCAGCAGCAACCACAGCAACAUCAAGAGCCGAGUGCCGCGAAUGGGCCAGCGGCGCCGACUGAUCAGCACGUGCCCUUGAAUGGGUUCAACGCUGCGGCAGUCGAGAAGUUCCUCGUUCAAGGCGUCGACGCGAAGACGCAGGUCUACAAGCCGACAGCUGGUGGCGAGGCGGCAAAAGGCGGGAAUCCUUGGGGUGCAAAGCCUGGUAGCAUGGCCAACAACAAGGAUUUCUGGCUCGAGUUGCGAAAGCAAGUCACCACGUUGCAGCAGCAGCAGGCCACUGGUGGGCCGCAGGGCGGUUAA